Molecule: messenger RNA, 1579 nt
Organism: Mytilus trossulus (common blue mussel)
Lineage: Eukaryota; Metazoa; Mollusca; Bivalvia; Mytilida; Mytilidae
Product: cytochrome P450 1A1-like
Exons: 1
Coding region: 8-1495 (495 amino acids)
Biological process (GO): progesterone metabolic process; hormone biosynthetic process
Molecular function (GO): heme binding; steroid 17-alpha-monooxygenase activity; iron ion binding
Source: RefSeq, a predicted model, not a curated record
UACAACAAUGGUUGACUUUUUAAAUCAAAGUAACGUUACUCUCACGUGUGUGUUUAUAUUUACUUUGAUAAUUAUUGGAGUUUAUCGUAGACGCAUACGAUCAAAGGAUCAACCUCCAGGACCAUGGGGACUUCCAUUUGUGGGAUAUCUUCCAUUUUUUAGCAAAAAUCCACCAAGGAAGUGUGCGCAGCUAGCCAAGACGUACGGUGAUAUAUUUUGCAUUCAAUUGGGUAGCUGGCCAACUAUAGUGUUAAAUAGUAGAGCGGCAAUUCGGGAAGCAUUAGUAGAACAAUCAGACACAUUUUCAGAUAGACCAGACUUUUUUUCGUGUAAAGUUGUAAACAAUAUGCGAAGCCUCGGUUUUGGGUCCUACAACGCAAGAUGGCGUUUGCAUAGUAAAAUAGCUUCAACUGUACUUUGUGAAUUUGCAUCCCCGAAUAAACCUACAACUGAGAAAAUUAUAAUGAUGGAAGCAGAAAAACUUGCAAAAUAUUUUCUGGAAAAUACACAUACACCUUUUGAUCCUCAUGAGGAAAUCUUUCUUGCAGUAGGGAGUGUUGUAUAUCAAAUAUGCUGUGGAAUGGGCAAAGAUUGUAGGAACGACAAAGGCUAUUUAAAUUUGAUCAAAAACACCAAAAUGAUGCAAGAAUUUGUCGGUGCUGGAAAUCCAAUAGAUGUAAUGCCUUGGUUGCGAUAUGUUAUUCCUAGUAAAGCUAAAAGAUUUGUAGAAAUUCUUCAAACGCUGAUGGUAUCUACUGAUGCGGUUAUGAAAGAACAUAUAGAGACAUUUGAUCAGAAAAACCUUAGAGAUGUUGCAGAUGGUCUUAUAUUUGCGGAGAAGAAAUAUUGUAGAAACCCGACAAAGAACCAAGAGAUUACAAAGAGUGAUAUAUUCUCAACACUACAAGAUUUCCUUGGUGCAGGGUUCGAUACGUCAUCAUCAAACCUCGAAUGGAUUAUUUUAUAUUUAGGACAUUACCAACAUAUUCAAGAAAAAGUUCAAGAAGAAAUUGAUUCUGUAAUCGGUACCAGGAGUGUAAGUUUAGAUGAUAUUGGUAAGUUACCGUUUACAGAAGCGACAAUUCUGGAGACUCAAAGGAUAUCGCCAGUAGUUCCUAUAGGAAUACCUCAUGCAACAUCCAAGGACACCGUACUUAGAAAUUAUAGGAUAAACAGGGGAACUGUAGUGCUUUGUAAUUUCUAUGGGACAACUAGAGACUCAAAAGUAUGGAAAGAUCCUGAAAUUUUCAAACCCGAAAGAUUUUUAAAUGAUCUAGGUUUAAUUAAUUCAUCCUUGGAAAAUGAACUAUUGACAUUUGGUGUUGGACGUCGACGUUGCCCAGGAGAUUUUAUUGCAAAAAUGGAACUGUUUUUAUUUGUUGUUAAUAUAUUCCAAAAAUGUAGGAUCAAAUUAAUUUCGGAAGCAAACUUUGAAGGGAUCUUUGGUCUUACAUACAGUCCUAGAUCCUAUACAAUUAAAGUCUUCAAAAGGUGAAAAGUUGUUAGUUUAUUUGUUGUUGGUUUUUUUCGGUUGACAACAGUUGACAACUAAAGGCAACAGUAGUAUAUACCAUUGUUC